AUGUUGGAGCAGACGACGAAUGGAGAUAGAGUAUUUGAUCAAGGGACUCUACUGAAGGAGGCCUGGGCCCCUCGACUCACUCGAGGGGACUCAAUUCCCCAGUUUGUCCAGCACUCUCGCCCUCAAGAGGCGGGAUCGAGAUGGUACCAUGCGGGACCUAGGCAUAAAGCAGGCGUGAUCCCACCGCAGAAUGUUGAUCGAUGGGGGACCGUGGGAUCUGCCGUGAUCAACCUGGCUACGGUUAGAUCCAAGGCCUUCCAGUUAGAAAGUUAA
Molecule: messenger RNA, 273 nt
Organism: Protopolystoma xenopodis
Lineage: Eukaryota; Metazoa; Platyhelminthes; Monogenea; Polystomatidea; Polystomatidae
Source: the annotation of a GenBank genome assembly